Haliotis rufescens (red abalone) is the source of this 2072-nucleotide messenger RNA. RefSeq names its product protein VASP homolog. The record is from RefSeq and is a predicted model, not a curated record. Gene Ontology annotation, cellular component: nucleus. Gene Ontology annotation, molecular function: RNA binding. Bases 232 to 1221 code for a protein of 329 amino acids. NCBI's taxonomy places the organism in Eukaryota, Metazoa, Mollusca, Gastropoda, Lepetellida, Haliotidae. The transcript is spliced from 7 exons.
UCCAAGUCGUAUUUUGGCUUACAGUGAAGUUCGUUCGCUGUUGAUGGCGACACCAAUUGUUUCAAUGUUUGUGAAGACAUCUGAAUCUUGAUUGCCUUUGGAACUGGUGUUCUAAUGGUUGUGUUUAUUGUCCUAAUCAUACCAUUGAACACGAAGUUUUAGUGAAACACUUGACUUUAAUGUAUUUGAAGAAAUUAUGUUCAUAAAAUAGCUUAAAGUUACUGAAACUACAUGAUGAUGAGACCACCAGGCAUGCGACCUCCGGGGAUGGGACCACCCAGGAUGAGGCCUCCAGGGCCUGGUCCCCAAGGACCACCUCGACCCAUGGGACCACCUGGUCCGCGUGGACCACCGAGACCGGGACCACCAGGGCCACAGGGACCACCUCGACCUCCAGGCCCACCAGGACCAGGGCCUGUCAGCAGUAAUACAAAUGAUCCAGCAUCUGCCAAGUCUCGAGUAUUUGUUGGAAAUUUGAACACUUUUGCUCUAAAUAAAGAAGACGUAGAGCAAAUCUUUAUGAAGUUUGGAUUAGUCACAGGAAUAUCCAUGCACAAGGGUUAUGCAUUUGUACAGUAUGGGCGAGAAAUGGAAGCAAGAAUAGCGGCAGGGGCUGAAGAUGGGAAGAAUUAUGCUGGGCAGGUUAUUGCAACAAAUAUAGCCUCUGAGCCGAAGGGUCGUGGAAUCAAGAAAACACCACCCAAUGAAAGGCGUUCAAGUUUGAAUUCAAAGCCAACAACGCCGACAACUCCGUCAGUUAACUCCAGCAUGAAGCGCACCCUGGUGACACUAUCUGGCGACACAUCAGAACCCCCUACCAAGAAGCCAACCCCCUCCACCUCCACCUCCAGUAGCGCCACCAAGUCGAAAAUCUCCUCCAUCAACACAGCCUCCGUGGACGUUCUGAUCUGUGGUCGGUGCAAGCUCCAGUUUAACAGUCUACACAGUUUGGCACAGCACAAGAAGAUUCCCUGUCGAUUACGGUUCAGCUGCCAGUGCCAGAAAAACCCUCCGCCCCCCGUGUCAGAUGAGCCAUCGCAGCUGUUGUGUGCAUCCUGUGACGCCCAGUUUAACAGUGCGUGGUCCCUGGUACAACACUCCCAGGCUGAACAUGCUGUCAAGAUCUUCAAGACGGACGAUGACAAGGAAGAAUCAGGCAAGAGUGAGGAAAACGGUGACGACAGCACGCUUCAAAACAAGACUGGGACAACAAAGAAAUGAUCCUGUUCUCUAGUUCAUUCAUCAUUUGGUGUAAAUUUCAGAUGUCAUGCCAUGUUCUUCAAGCUUGUCACUGGUGUCAUCCCCCAUCAGCAACAGAUGACACUGUGGCAAGUGGUCAUACCUGUUUGGUUCCAUUCCGUUGUGCGUUCAUCUCGGAACACUGGCUCUAGAUCUACUUUUGAAUGUAUGGCACUAUUACAAAUCCCAAUUGAUAUGAGAAACAUGUUUCAUCUCCAAAUGCACACAAGCUUCAAUACUUCAGUCUUGUAUACACUAUCCCCCUCCAUCACCCAUGAAUACAGAGGACUGCUUUGUGGUGUACUUGCUAGUUUAAACCCAACAAUGUAGCACAACUCUGUUCCAAGAGGGACACCAGUGAGUGCUCCGAUUACAGUGUGUUGUGACUGUCCGCUCUAUGCUGGCAUCAGUGUCAGGCAGUGGUAGCGUUCACACAAUCUUCUAGUCGGUCAUACUCAUUCUGAAACAAAUAUAUCCAAAACAGCCUAUGCAAGUCUAUAAUGUUUGGCAAGUCUAGAUUACUGCAAUAUCAGAAAAUGAAGAAAGUCUCUGGGCUCCUUUUUGUUAUAUUUUUUAACUUUAAUUUAGCUACUGUUUUUUUCUGUUAAAAUGUUCAUUUCAGAGACUAGAUUUAAGUCUAACAAUGUUCAUGCACAAAGUAGGGCCUAAUUAGCAUCAUGAGCCAGCAAGGACCUCAGUUCAUUAGCUUACUAAAAAUUAGGGGUGAAACGAUACAGCAAGGUCACGAUCUAUUCAUAUCAUGAUACAUAGGUCACGAUCUAUUCAUAUCAUGAUACAUAGGUCACGAUCUAUUCAUAUCAUGAUACAUAGGU